ACGCAGAAGCUUUCUGCAGCUGCAGAUGAAAAGGAGACUCAAGAGGAAUCCAACAUAACAGACAAACAGGCCGCUAUCACAGAAAAAAACCCAGGACAUUUUCAAGAUUAAAAAAAGCCAGUCAGCUGUUGACAACAAUCAAAAAAUGGCAAUAGAAAGCACAAAAAGCAAAGAUGUUGCACAUAUUAUAAAGGACAACUGGAGCAGAAAAAUAGCCAAUGGAAGCAAUGAAAAACUGCCCAUAUUUAAACUCAACCUGUCUGAAACAUGGAAGAACAGUGACGGAUUCUGCAGAAGAAGCACAUUUGGGACAGAACACAUCAAGAAAAUGAACAAGACCAUCAUGAUGAUCGGAGCCACUGGUUCAGGAAAAACCACUCUAAUUAACAGCAUGAUCAACUACAUUCUUGGAGUGCAAUGGGAGGAUGACUUCCGGUUUGUGCUGAUAGAUGAAGGGAAGCAGAAAUCCCAGGCUGAAAGUCAGACUUCAGCGAUAACGGCAUAUCAAAUCAAUCACAUGGAUGAUUUCCGGGUCCCUUAUUCUCUGACCAUAGUGGACACACCAGGAUUCGGUGAUACCAGAGGAAUCUCACAUGACCAGAAGAUCACAAAGAUGAUUCAGGAGUUCUUUUCAGCCCGUGGAGGGAUCGACCGCAUUGAUGCCGUGUGUUUUGUAGUUCAGGCUUCACUUGCCCGUCUGACGCACACACAGAAAUACAUCUUUGACUCCAUUCUCUCCAUAUUUGGGAAGGAUAUUGCUGAAAACAUCCUUGUGCUGGUCACCUUUGCAGAUGGGCAAACACCUCCUGUUCUCGAGGCCAUCAAAGUCUCUGAAGUGUCCUGUGCUAAAAAUAAGUCUGGAGAGCCUCUUCACUUCAAGUUCAACAACUCUGCUGUGUUUGCUAUCAAAAAAUCUGCAGAGGAUGAGGACUCUGACUGUGAAAACUUUGACCAAAUGUUCUGGAAGAUGGGAUUUUCUAGCAUGAAAAAAUUCUUUGCAUCUCUUAUCAAGAUGGAAACCCAGAGCUUGUCUCUGACACGGGAGGUCCUAAAAGAGCGACAGCAGCUGGAAGUUAAUGUGGAAGGCCUCCAGCCCCAAAUCAAUGCUGGUCUGACAAAACUGGAUGAAAUCAGGAAGACAAGAGCAGCUCUGGAGCAGCACAAGGCUGAGAUGGAUGCAAACAAGGAUUUUGAAUAUGAAGUAGAAGUAAAUGCUCCAAAACAGAUCAAAAACACCACUGGCUACUACUUAUCCAACUGCCAGAAGUGUUACUUCACAUGUCAUGAAACAUGCCAAAUUGCAAAUGACAGUGAAAGAUAUAACUGCUGGGCCAUGACAGAUAGAAAGUGUAGGAUCUGUCCUGGAAAGUGCGCUUGGAAUGUGCAUUUUAAUCAGGAAUACAAAUGGAUAUAUGUCCCAGAAAAGAAAAAGGAAACCUAUCAGGAAUUAAAAAAGCGAUUUGAGGCUGCACAUGGACAGGUCAUGUCAAAAGAAAAGAUCUUUGAAGAACUUGAAAAUGAGCUUGAGGUUGUCCAGGAUACUGUGGCCGGACUAAUUGAAAGAUCUCAAAAGUCUUUGGAGCGACUGCAGGAAAUCGCCCUCAAGCCCAAUCCUCUGUCCACCCCUGACUACAUCGAUCUGAUGAUUGAGUCUGAGAAACAAGAACGCAAGCCUGGAUUUAAAGAUCGCAUACAGUCUUUGAUGGAUGUCAGGAAGAAGGCAGAGAUCAUCAGUAAGGUUUCCACAGGAGGAGUGCUUCCAGAGAAUUGGAAAACAUACAAACCUGCAACAAGAAAAAAAGCUUUAUAUGAUCCAAGAAACUGGUUCAGUUGGCCCAGUAAUCACUAAAGUAAUGAACCAAAACAUUUGGUUGUGCUAAGAUGCUCUGCAUGCAUUUUUAUUAUACUUAAAAAUACUUCAGCUUAAAAAUGGUCUUCAUCUUCAUUCUUCAUAUGAUGUAUAAUCCAUACCUGCAUGAUUCUGCCUAACAGCUUGUUACAUGAAAAAAAGUGAAAAUCGUCUAAAACUGAUUUAUAGUGUAUUGAAUGAACUGAAUAUGUUGCGUAUCAUAAUGUUGCUUUGGGAUGAUGUAAUUUUACUUUCAUUUAUAUUAGUCAUUCAUUUUGCAUGAAAAAAAAAAAGCAAGCGAGUUAACAAUCAUUGUGUGUUGCCAAUAAAGACAUUUAAAAUGUAAAA
Molecule: messenger RNA, 2197 nt
Organism: Megalobrama amblycephala (Wuchang bream)
Lineage: Eukaryota; Metazoa; Chordata; Actinopteri; Cypriniformes; Xenocyprididae
Exons: 3
Coding region: 146-1849 (567 amino acids)
Molecular function (GO): GTP binding
Source: RefSeq, a predicted model, not a curated record